UCUGCUAAAGCUGGUUCCAAUUAUGCCGGGAGGAAGUUCAUUCAGUUGCUCAGCGAUCUCUGAACGAGUUCAGUUUUGUUCUUCCUUCUUAGCUAGCUAACAACUAUUUAUGUAAACUUCAUACAACAUUACAUUUCUGUCGUUCUUCACAUUUUUCAAGUGCAAAAAGGAUAACAUGAAAGAGAAACUCUUGAUAAUUUUGUUGGUCCAAUUGCUUCGUGUCGAGGCAUCUGACGGGCUUCAUCGGAGUAAACGAGAUGCAAGCGAUGAGAACCAGCCAUUGGCUUUCGAAUGCGAGAACAAGAAUGAAAGCAUCCCUUACGAUUGGGUCUGCGACGGAUACCAAAACUGUGACGACAACUCUGACGAGAUCGGUUGCAACGAAGAGCGAUGCAGUUCAAUGUCCAAACUAAAAUGCAAGUACCGAGACGUAUGCAUCUACAAGUUCUGGUUCUGCGACGGCCACAACGACUGUGGCGAUAACUCCGACGAGACGGAUUGCAGUGAAAAACGUUGCAACGAAGCCGAGAAAUUCGGAUGCAAGAACAAGAACAAGUGCAUAAGUCAAAACAGGGUCUGCGACGGGGCCGACGACUGUGGCGAUAACUACGACGAGGAGUGCAGUGAAAAGCAUUGCAACCAAGUCGGAAAAAUCAAGUGUGAAGGCUCGAAUAAGUGCAUUUACAAAGAGUGGAUCUGCAACGGGAUAAUCGACUGCCCCGACAAAUGGGAUGAGACGAAUUGCACUAAAGAACGUUGCAAUGAACUCGACAGAUUUAAAUGCAAAAACAAGAACUAUUGUUUACCCAAUUACCUGUUCUGUAACGGGCGUAAUGACUGUGGCGAUAAAUCCGACGAGAUGUAUUGCAGCGAAAAACGUUGCAACGAAUCCGGGAAAUUCGGAUGCAAAAACACCAAAAAGUGUAUCCCCAAACGCUGGGUCUGCGACGGGAGCCCCGAAUGUCCCGACCUUUCGGAUGAGGCCGAUUGCAGCGAAGAACGUUGCAAGGAACUCGGGAAAUUCAAAUGCAGAAACGGCACCAGGUGCAUAGAUGAAGAUCGUGUCUGCAAUGGGAGCACCGACUGCAACGACGGAUCGGAUGAGGCGGAUUGCACUGAAAAACGUUGCAACCAACUGGGAAAAUUUAAAUGCAAAAACAAGAAUUACUGCUCAUCUCGGAAAUUUGUCUGCGACGGAUACGACGAUUGCGGCGACAGCUCCGAUGAGGUCGAUUGCAGUGCCGAACGUUGCGAGAAGGUCUCGAAAUUCAAGUGCAACAGCACUAACAAAUGCGUCACUAGUUUUUUCAUCUGCAACGGGCGCGACGAUUGUGAUGACAACUCUGAUGAGGUCGGUUGCGAAGGGCAACUGCCGGAAAUUACUACUUCUCCGUUUGUAAGAACGACGAGUAUGAGGGAAUAUGGAAGUAGUAUCGUGCCAGAAGACAGUGCUACAAAGUAUCCUGAUGCGAAGCCUUCGACUUCCGAAGUUUUGUUGAACGCGCUCAAUUUUACUGUGGCCCCAAAGGAUUAUUACGAAAAUACUAUCGUGCCAGAUGACAGUGCUAAAAUGUAUCCCGAUGAGGAGCAUUCGACCUUCAACGUUUCCUCGAACCUGAGCGAUCAAAGCUUAUGUUUACUUCUAUUGUUUGGAGUUGUAUUAUCCGCUAUAUUUAUAGCUUAUGGUCAGAUGCCGUAAUCAGCUUGUCUUUCCUAUAACCAAAUAAAGUAGAAAACGAGUCUAA
Nasonia vitripennis (jewel wasp) is the source of this 1745-nucleotide messenger RNA. RefSeq names its product low-density lipoprotein receptor-related protein 4. Bases 176 to 1699 code for a protein of 507 amino acids. The record is from RefSeq and is a predicted model, not a curated record. Gene Ontology annotation, molecular function: protein binding. Lineage: Eukaryota; Metazoa; Arthropoda; Insecta; Hymenoptera; Pteromalidae. The transcript has 5 exons.